Sinocyclocheilus grahami is the source of this 1473-nucleotide messenger RNA. RefSeq names its product alanine--glyoxylate aminotransferase 2 (gene agxt2). Gene Ontology annotation, molecular function: pyridoxal phosphate binding; L-alanine:glyoxylate transaminase activity. Gene Ontology annotation, cellular component: mitochondrion. The transcript is spliced from 11 exons. The record is from RefSeq and is a predicted model, not a curated record. Gene Ontology annotation, biological process: glyoxylate catabolic process. Lineage: Eukaryota; Metazoa; Chordata; Actinopteri; Cypriniformes; Cyprinidae. Bases 80 to 1363 code for a protein of 427 amino acids.
GGAGUAGAAUCCACCGCUUUCCACACACAGUUUAAUUUUUGGAAUUGCUGCAGAAAUAUUUGUGUUAAAAACAUCAGCAAUGCAUAAAGUUUGUUCUCGGCUACACGGUCCGUCUGUGUUCGGGAAAACGGACCCGUGGAAUUCAGUGGACGCGUGUGUAAAAUUCCACAAAGGUUGCGGUGUGCUUUGCCAAAAAUCAGCCGUGAAACACCCACCACCUGUGCUGCCCCAGAUUCCCCCAUGUGACUUUAAACCUCAGCCGUAUCAGGGCAUGUCUAAAGACCGUUUACUAGACAUAAGGAAAAACAACUGCAACCCUAUGACUAUGAAGGUAACAUACUACAAGAAGCCAGUCUUCAUAAACCAGGGUUACAUGCAGUGGCUGUGGGACAUGGAUGGAAGACGCUAUCUGGACUUGUUUGCGGGGGUCGCUACUGUUAGUGUAGGACAUUGUAACCCGAGAGUGACAGAGACGGCCGAGAAACAGCUGAGGCGUCUAUGGCACACGACAGCCAUCUAUGUGUAUCCACAAAUACAGGAGUAUGCAGAGAAACUGGCCUCUCUUUUGCCAGACCCGCUGAAGGUACUGUAUGAUACCAUGUGUCCGGAUGUGUUCAGGGGCCUCUGGGGAGGAAGCCACUGUAGAGACUCCCCAGUUCAAACCAUCCGAGAAUGCAGCUGCUCCCCAGGUACAAACGGUGUUGGUGGGGCUGUUCAGUUUCCAAAAAACUACCUGAAAGACACCUACCAGCUUGUUCGGGAGAAAGGAGGAAUCUGUAUAGCAGAUGAGGUCCAGACUGGUUUUGGCCGCACAGGGAGCCACUUUUGGGGUUUCCAAGGACAUAAUGUCCUUCCAGACAUGGUUACCAUGGCAAAGGGCAUAGCGAACGGUUUCCCGAUGGGGGCUGUAGUCACCACAGCAGAGAUUGCCAGGUCAUUUGGGAAGGGAGUUCAUUUCAACACAUUUGGAGGAAACCCAUUAGCCUGUGCAGUCGCCUCAUCAGUGUUAGAUACAAUAAAAGAGGACAAGAUGCAGGAGAACAGUACUGAAGUGGGGACGUACCUGCUGACUGAAUUGGCCAAGCUCAGGGACAAGUACGAGAUCAUCGGUGACGUGAGAGGAAAAGGUCUUCAAAUUGGGGUGGAGAUGGUCAAAGACAAGGCCAGCAGGGACCCGCUCCCUCCUGAGGCCAUGGCUGAGAUCUUCGAGGACACUAAAGACAUGGGUGUACUGAUUGGAAAAGGGGGGCUGUAUGGACAGACUUUCAGGAUCAAGCCUCCUAUGUGCAUAACUAAAGACGACGCAGACUUCUUCCUCGCAGUGUUCAAUCAGGCAGUGCAAAACUACAUGGAGAGAAGAUAAGACAUGCAGAACAUGAUGAAGACACACUGGCUCAGAUUUCAUCUGGAGAAUUAUACGGUCACACUUUAUUUUAAGGUCCAAUUCUGGCCAUUAACAAACCAUUAACCAUG